CCUGGGCAGUCGGACGGGCGGGUGCCGGUCGGAACUCGGGCCGUGCGGGCUGAGAGAUCCGAAGCGCUUGGUUCCCCCCCGGGCCGGAGCGGGGGCAGGUGGGGGCGCAGGCCCGGGGGAUGCUGGGCUCGGUGAAGAUGGAGGCCCAUGACCUGGCGGAGUGGAGCUACUACCCGGAGGCGGGCGAGGUUUACUCUCCAGUGACCCCAGUGCCCACCAUGGCUCCCCUCAACUCCUACAUGACCCUGAACCCUCUGAGCUCUCCCUACUCCCCCGGGGGACUCCCUGCCUCCCCGCUGCCCUCAGGACCCCUGGCGCCCCCAGCCCCCACAGCGCCCCUGGGCCCCACCUUCCCAGGCCUGGGUGCCAGCAGCGGUGGAGGCAGCAGCUCGGGGUACGGGGGCCCGGGCCCAGGGCUGGUGCACGGGAAAGAGAUGCCGAAAGGAUACCGGCGGUCCCUGGCACACGCCAAGCCGCCCUAUUCCUACAUCUCGCUCAUCACCAUGGCCAUCCAGCAGGCGCCCGGCAAGAUGCUGACCCUGAGCGAGAUCUACCAGUGGAUCAUGGACCUCUUCCCCUACUACCGGGAGAACCAGCAGCGCUGGCAGAACUCCAUCCGCCACUCGCUGUCUUUCAACGACUGCUUCGUCAAGGUGGCGCGCUCCCCGGACAAGCCGGGCAAGGGCUCCUACUGGGCCCUGCACCCCAGCUCAGGGAACAUGUUUGAGAACGGAUGCUACCUGCGCCGCCAGAAACGCUUCAAGUUGGAGGAGAAGGUGAAGAAAGGGGGCAGCGGGACCUCCUCCACCAGGAACAGUGCAGGGUCUGCCACCUCGACCACCACCCCGGCUACCACGGUCACCUCUCCACCCCAGCCCCAGCCUCCACCCCCCGAGCCUGAGGUCCAGGGUGGGGAAGAUGUGGGGGCUCUAGACUGUGGCUCACCCCCUUCCUCCACUCCCUAUUUCACUGGCCUGGAGCUCCCCGGGGAGCUGAAGCUGGAUGCUCCCUACAACUUCAACCACCCUUUCUCCAUCAACAACCUGAUGUCGGAACAGACACCAGCGCCUCCCAAACUGGACGUGGGGUUUGGGGGCUACGGGGCAGAAGGUGGGGAGCCUGGGGUCUACUACCAGGGCCUCUAUUCCCGCUCUCUGCUUAACGCGUCCUAGCAGGGGGAUGGGAGCAUGGCGGGUGGGAUG
Molecule: messenger RNA, 1202 nt
Organism: Molossus molossus (Pallas's mastiff bat)
Lineage: Eukaryota; Metazoa; Chordata; Mammalia; Chiroptera; Molossidae
Gene: FOXA3
Product: forkhead box A3
Exons: 2
Coding region: 120-1172 (350 amino acids)
Biological process (GO): cell differentiation; anatomical structure morphogenesis; regulation of transcription by RNA polymerase II
Molecular function (GO): transcription factor binding; DNA-binding transcription factor activity, RNA polymerase II-specific; protein domain specific binding
Source: RefSeq, a predicted model, not a curated record